GGAGCGGGCGGCGGGGACGCGCACAGCCUGCAGGCGGCGAGUACGAGCGCGCGGGGCCGCGGGCGGCGGCGGGUGGUGGCCUCGCCCACUGAGGAGGCCUGGCGCGCCUGGCGUCCUCUUUCCGGCGCCUUAGCCGCCUGUUUUCCAGGUUCGGUGGGCGGUGCGGGGCCUCAGCUGGGCGGGCCUCCCGCGUUUCUGGACGCUGGGCCCUCACCCUUCGUCCUCAAGCCUGCGAGGCCCAGCUGAGCUUCGCCUCAGGGCCGCUGAAGGGCUCCGGCUACGCUCACGCAGAGUGUGACUUGGGUGACCUGCAUCUCUCCCAGGCGGUGAAAGCAUGAAAAACACCCACCCCCCAGGUUCUGCACAGGCCCUUGCAGGCAAGUGAAUGGAGAUGGAGAAGUUUUGAUGUUCGUUUCUGCUAUGUACAGAUUCCCUAGGUGUGGGAAAAUCACUGAAUGGCUGACUUUUGACAACAUGCACCACCAGUGGCUUCUGUUGGCCGCAUGCUUUUGGGUGAUUUUCAUGUUCAUGGUGGCCAGUAAAUUCAUCACCUUGACCUUUAAAGACCCGGAUGGUAGCCUACAGCGUCAAGCAGGAGUUCCUGUUGCUGACAGCCAUGCCGGAUACAGGGAAGCUACAGGGAGAGAAGCAGUUUCCCGAGGAACUGAAGCCUACUGGGAAGAUGCUUUCAGACAGGCAGCUUGUUCAGCCCUUGGUCUAUAUGGAGCGCCUGGAGCUCAUCCGAAAUGUCUGCAGGGAUGAGGCCCUGAAGAACCUCUCACACACUGCAGUGUCCAAAUUCGUCCUGGACCGAAUAUUUGUCUGUGACAAGCACAAGAUCCUUUUCUGCCAGACUCCCAAAGUAGGCAACACCCAGUGGAAGAAAGUGCUGAUCGUGUUAAAUGGAGCCUUUCCUUCCAUUGAAGAGAUCCCUGAGAACGUGGUUCACGACCAUGAAAAGAACGGCCUCCCUCGUCUUUCCUCCUUCAGCAACACAGAAAUUCAGAAGCGCUUGAAAACCUACUUCAAAUUUUUUAUUGUAAGAGAUCCCUUCGAAAGACUGAUUUCUGCUUUUAAGGAUAAAUUUGUUCACAAUCCCCGCUUUGAGCCUUGGUACAGGCAUGAGAUUGCCCCUGGCAUCAUCAGGAAAUACAGGAAGAACCGGACAGAGACCCGGGGGAUCCAGUUUGAAGAUUUUGUGCGCUACCUGGGCGAUCCAAACCACAGAUGGCUGGACCUUCAGUUUGGGGACCACAUUAUUCACUGGGUGACGUAUGUAGAACUGUGUGCGCCCUGCGAGAUAACAUACAGUGUGAUUGGCCACCAUGAGACCCUGGAGGAUGACGCCCCUUACAUCUUAAGGGAGGCCGGCAUAGACCACCUGGUGUCAUACCCCACCAUCCCUCCGGGCAUCACCGUGUAUAACAGAACCAAGGUGGAGCGCUACUUUCUGGGCAUCAGCAAACGGGACAUCCGCCGCCUGUAUGCCCGUUUCCAAGGGGACUUUAAGCUCUUUGGGUAUCAAAAGCCAGAUUUUUUGCUAAACUAAUGUGUAGGACUGUGAAUUCAGAUACCCUUGUUAGACCAGAGGCUCAGCAGAUGGAGACCUAAGCACAGGAAUGAUGCUUCCUCCAUCACCCUCCUGAAGACGCCCGAGUCGGCAGUGGGCCACGGGUGCCUCGGCCGAUAAAGCUGCACCCUGACCGUGACGGCGCAGUUUGAACAUCAGGUGCCCUUAGCGCCUUCGUCCCCUACCCCCGACCAAUGCCAGUAGGUCUUUGCUGUCCUUAGGGAAAAGAACUAAACACUUACAGUCUAAAGACCAGGAGGAAAAAUUAUAUGACAGUAGGAGUCAUUUCCCUCAGCUGUCAAGGAGGCGGGUACACUGCAGCUCCCCUGGAUGGUGGAGAUCCCCUAGACGGGGAUCAUAGGAGUAGCACACAGCACUUUCAGGGGACCUGAAAAGAUUGUGGCAUGCAGAAAUUACAGGGGCUAAUACAGGCCCAAAUCUGCAUAAUAAAAUUAUACCCCUGGCCUUCAUCUUGGCGCUGCUAUAAUCAUAAACCAUUCUUUCCAUGACUGUCUUGUUCCUGUGACAUUCAGGGGUGACCCAAGAGCACUUUUCGGCAGCCUGUCUUUUCAGAAUCCAUGCCUGUGUGCUACCAGUCCAUAUUUCUGAGCCUCUGCCAGCCAAAGGAUUAUCUCAUUCAGCCCAAGAAAUAUAAUUUUGGAAAGUGACGGGACUGGAGUGUAUAUUCUUUCCACCUGAGAAAGCGAACAUCUUUGGGGGCCUUAAAGUGGCACGGGCAAAGGAAGAGCUGGCUGGGUUCUGGAGCUCAGGCUGCUGUGGACUGGGGCGUGCCCAUCCUGACUGUUGUCCCUCUUUGUCUUUGUCCCGUCUGGAUGGGCAAUGGGGACUUCUCUUCCUUUCUCCUCCAGGGCCCUCCCCUGGGGCUGAAGGCCAGCAGGGCAGCAUUGCAGUCAGUGCAAUUGACUCAUUUGGUUCUCUUCUCACCCAUCUGCUCACCACUGGACCUGUUUUUGAUGGUGCCAUCACCCUGGACUCUGAGUUGGAUAGUGAGGUUCACCAGCAAUAAAAUCCUGGGCUGAGGCAGCCUCCAAUAAUACAUCUUCCCGGCACUGAGGAGCGAGCCACGGCCACUCUGUCAGGUGCCUUCUGACCCUGAGCGCCCUUGAGAUACGGGAUUGUUUCCUUGUGAAAAGUCCCAAGUGCCCAUGAGCCAAGCUAUUCUUCUAGGCAACCUCAACCUUCCUUUUCUCAGAAGGGCUGCCUGAGUCUGUAAAUGUGAAAGUAAAUUAAAAUAAAAAAAUAUGUCUAAACCUGA
Messenger RNA from Phyllostomus hastatus (greater spear-nosed bat), 2846 nucleotides. It is a transcript of the gene CHST10, whose product is annotated as carbohydrate sulfotransferase 10. Gene Ontology annotation, molecular function: sulfotransferase activity. The record is from RefSeq and is a predicted model, not a curated record. Gene Ontology annotation, biological process: proteoglycan biosynthetic process; carbohydrate biosynthetic process. The transcript has 7 exons. Gene Ontology annotation, cellular component: membrane. The coding region runs from base 572 to 1549 and encodes 325 amino acids. Lineage: Eukaryota; Metazoa; Chordata; Mammalia; Chiroptera; Phyllostomidae.